AUGAUCUUGAUACCACCCCCUCCCAUCGACUUUGCUAUCGACACCAUCGAUCACCACAAGAAACGACACAAGAUCCGCCAGUACACCAAACUCAAAGCAACGGAAUGGAGCGAUCUUCAGAAAACGAUCCGUCCUUUCACGCGUACGCUCGAUCGAACACGCCCCUUAGCAGACCAACGUCUCGAAGACUUACGAAGAAUCAAAGCAUAUGCCUUGCAACGAUUGGGGUUUCUAACGCGCUACGUCAAUGCGUGGCCUGUAUUCUAUUACCUGUUCAUUCACUUUGCGGACCACGCACGUCAUCGAAAGGAGCGUUCCAAAGUUAUCCUCAACAACUAUCACGGUGGUGAUCUUUCCUUGCUUCGCCACCUGGAGGGACAGAUCGGGCCUAAUCCCCAACCUGCUCCCGCUCCCUCUAUUGUCUCAUCCUUGGAACGCGAACGCGAUCACGUGAUCAUCGACCGUCGACUUUUGGACUUUCUUAGGCGUCAAUGCGGAGUUGACCUCACUACCCAUGUCCACGCAUUUGUCCGUCUCGGCAUUCGGACCCUAUCGGAUCUCGAUCACGGGAUUUUCCAUGAGGAUCCUCAAUUUCUACCCACCUUCAUCCGAAAACACAAGAAAAGUUUCGGGAUGACUGCUUAUGAAAGAGACAUGUUUAGAGCCGCGUGCAGAUCAAGGAAAGAGAGGCAGAUUUAG
Messenger RNA from Coniophora puteana RWD-64-598 SS2, 699 nucleotides. RefSeq lists its product as uncharacterized. The record is from RefSeq and is a predicted model, not a curated record. The transcript is spliced from 5 exons. Bases 1 to 699 code for a protein of 232 amino acids. NCBI's taxonomy places the organism in Eukaryota, Fungi, Basidiomycota, Agaricomycetes, Boletales, Coniophoraceae.